Messenger RNA from Colletotrichum destructivum, 550 nucleotides. RefSeq lists its product as uncharacterized. The record is from RefSeq and is a predicted model, not a curated record. Lineage: Eukaryota; Fungi; Ascomycota; Sordariomycetes; Glomerellales; Glomerellaceae. Bases 71 to 349 code for a protein of 92 amino acids. The transcript has 2 exons.
UUUACACAAUAUUGCCUCGCUGGCCUGACAACAUCUUAUAAAUACUCUCCCACCUUCGUCGUUUUUGUCUAUGGGCGCAAUUUCACACAUGCACCGGCGUUGCAAAACACUCUUUCGAAUCUGUACCAAGACAACACCUUGUCGUUCCAAUUACACCAUGCAGUUGAAUUCCAGCAUCAUUGCUCUAGUUAGCAUGCUGGUUGCCUUUGGCAUGGCAGCGCCUUCAGUUGAUUCUGGAAUCAGCCCUAAUCCCGUAUAUCGAGAUUUGAACAAAAGAUGUACCGGCUACUGUAACCAAGGGUGCGAAGAGCAGCUUGGCUGCAGUUGCAAGGGGGAGCUUUGUGGCUAGUUAUGUAGAUAAAUACUUAGCCCUACAUUCCAAGGACGAAGGGAUAUGCCGCACUAGGCCACGUAGGUUGUACAACAGUACUGAUCUGCGGUCGUUGGGAUCGAGUAUACAGCGAGUAGAAUGCUGCAAUGGGAUGGAAUAGUGUCUGAUAAAAGAAAGGAAGAACAAAAACUACGCAACAAAAAGAAUGCAAACCUGAUG